AUGAAUGACGAACAGAACAAUCAUGUAAAAAAGGAUCAAGAGUCUCACCAAGAAUCUAAUGUAGUUGCAAUGUUUGUUGUGCAAUUUGAUGUUCAUAAAGGAAAUAUCCUCGAAUGGCAGUAUCCUCCUGAAUUUGAUUUACAAGGUAUCGAGUAUCAAGCUAUCUGUAGUGGACUACAUCGUAUCGAGUCAGACGUAGUGUAUUUUUCUCGAUCUUCGUAUUACGGAAUAAGCGUGUUUCAGAAUAUGUCAAUUGAUACAUCAAGAGGUGCUUAUAUGAAAGCUGUUGGUCUUGUGGUCAAGCCGACAAAGAGCACCGGAGCAUGUGGGAAUAUUUGGAGGCAUAAGAGCUUUUUGAUGCAAGAACUAAGUCACUUUAUGACCCCAUCUCAAUCUGCAGAGCCAGCACAGUAUGAAAGCUUGAUUGAAUAUUACAAUAGAUACAAAUAUCAAGAACGCCAAGUUGAGUCUGACCCUAUAUAUAUGUCAUGGCUUCAUGAUAAGAGCUUAUUAUACGCAGCAGAGCACAGCGUCAACUAUAAUUUGGCACACAAUAUAGUAUCAGUCAAUCACGAUUUGAUGGAAGCAAGCGAUCUACCAGAGUUUGUAAAGUUGUUUGGUCCUGAUAUAUUCGUCUUGUGGAAGGCUGCACUGUUAAGAAAGCGAAUCAUGUUUAUUGAUGUGCCACCAAUGGAGACAAGUUGUCGCUAUGUUUAUUCCAUGCACUUGAUGGGACAUAUUCCGGACAAGUUUAAAUCUGUCAAGCCAAUCAUAUCCAAAUUUACUGUUGGUGUAAAUGAUAUUCCUGAAUUAGAAAACAGCAGUGAUUGUUAUAUAGCAUGUACACCCGAUACAAUCUUUCAAAUCAAGUCUGACCUGUACGAUCUAAUGAUCACCUUCCCUACACUCCCUUUUUCUCACCCUGUGACUCAGACAGCUUCAGUGCAACAGAUCGCCCUGUCCGAUUUAAGAAGCAAAACUGGAUUAGAGAUAAAGUCAAGUAUUCCAUCAGUGCCGUCUAACCACAACCCUGCAGAUGCGAGACGAUAUCGUAUCUUGCAAAGGCUUGUGGAAAAUCAAUCAUUUGAUCUCGGCUCUAGUUCAUCAUCAUCAUCAUUAUGCGUUGCUGAUUUUUAUUACUGGCUCUAUGAAGUACAGGAUGAACUACAGAAUGAACAAAAAGAAUUGUUUUGUAGAUCCAGCGGUCAAGGCACAGCAAGGGCUAGCAGCCCUUCUUCUAGACGUGAAAGUCAAGAACUAUUAGCGGAUGAAGAGCAGGAUGCAUUAGAGAUAAACCCGAAUGAAAUACUUGAAGUGGUGGCAGCAAGAGCAUCUAGUGAAAUGCUUCGUACAAGUACUGAAUAUCAACAACAGCAGUCUAUCAACAAUACCGUUAUCAAGUAA
Messenger RNA from Rhizopus microsporus ATCC 52813, 1404 nucleotides. RefSeq lists its product as uncharacterized. Lineage: Eukaryota; Fungi; Mucoromycota; Mucoromycetes; Mucorales; Rhizopodaceae. Gene Ontology annotation, cellular component: lipid droplet. Bases 1 to 1404 code for a protein of 467 amino acids. The record is from RefSeq and is a predicted model, not a curated record. The transcript is spliced from 7 exons.